CGACACAGCUCCUCCCUUCACACGGAGCUCUCCGCUCGUAAAUGCUAAGCUCACGCUCAGUGGCUGCUUCGUUUUCAACUUCAAGACCCGAUCCAAUCCCUCAGAGUAAAUGAGGCCAUUUGAGGCACUACCGCUUCUCAGAAUCAGAGCUAUAGAACGCUCGCAAUUUGUUCUGGGGGGAAGUCCUACGGAGCCGCCUCCCGACGGGCAGCGAAGCAGAGUCCGCCAAGCACCAGAGCGGCGGCCGCGGGCAGCCCCUCUGGCCGCUGCGCUCUAUGGUGCUGAGGAACUUCCGGGGCGCGCCGGGUUGGCAUGGCGGUGGAUGGGCAGCCUGCUGGGUGCCCCGUGGGGCCGGGACCAGGGUCACGGUGCGGGGAGGAGCCCUUCAACCCCUCGGUGCUGGGCACCAAAGAGCAGUGAGUGCUGGGAUGCUGCAUAUGAAAGAGAACUGCAAACUUUUCAAGACAUUGGAGAUGCUGGGGAGAUUUGGUUUGGAGAAGAAAGCAUGGUGCGCAUAAUCAGGUGGCUGGAGAAACAAAAGGUCCCUCUUGACAGCUCUGUGCUUGACAUUGGAACUGGAAACGGUGUUUUACUGGUUGAAUUGGCAAGGUCUGGCUACACUAAUCUCACAGGGAUUGAUUAUUCUCCUUCUGCAAUACAACUUUCAGAAAAAGUAAGAGAGAAGGAAGGGAUGUCUCACAUUAAAUUAAAGGUAGAAGACUUCCUGGCUCCAUCAGCUGAGCUCUCGGGAUUUGAGAUUUGUAUUGACAAGGGGACAUUUGAUGCCAUAAGCCUCAAUCCUGACAACGCAGCAGGGAAGAGGAAGCAGUAUGUGAGAUCGCUCUGCAGCGUACUGAAAACAGAGGGCUUUUUCCUCAUAACGUCUUGCAACUGGACCAAGGAGGAGCUGCUGAAUGAGUUCAGAGAAGGAUUUGAAGUCUUGGAGGAGCUGCCAACACCCAAGUUUUGCUUUGGAGGAAGAAUUGGGAACAGUGUAACAGCAUUGGUUUUCCAAAGGAAAAAAGCAAGCCCAUCCAUCUUGGAUAAAUUAGAUUAGUUGAGAAAAGGCUGAACUUUAAACCUGACAGAAAACCUCAGACAUGUGUGUAAAUAAAUGCUUUUAGAGUACACAGUCAAAUACCAUCUAUGGGACUCCAAGGGACUAUAAACCAUUGCCCUAGAAACAUUUCAGCUUUGCAUAACUUGCCUGUAAAUUUUGUCCUUGCUACAACCUCACUUGUUUUAGGGAACUGCAAGUUUGUAAGUGAAAGAGAAAUGAGACAUUCUAAAUAGAGUCUAAUGUAGCUCAAUUGUGUUUGCAUUUGGAACAUAAAUAUUAGCCGGUAUUUUGUUUCUGUGUUGGUAAUCACUGACCAGGAGAGAUGAAGACAAAGCAAAAGUCUUAUUUGUCUUUGGUGUGGUGUAAGAAGGAACAAGCUUUUGCAAUUUAAGUGCUGAAAUCACGUUAUUUUCUUCUUAGGUGAACAUUGGUGUAGCUGUUAAGAGAGAAAUUAAUCUAAAAGCCAUAGCACUUACAAAAAAGGAACCAGUUAGUGCUUUAAAUUCAGAUUUUCAGAGGCUCUCAAACUCAGCAUAGUCCUGUCUCCACUGAAACAGCCCAACACUUUUCUCACACAGGGAGUUUUUUCAGACUCACUUGCCUGAAUGUGUAUAUGCAUGGUCAGUUAUUUUCACUGAUCUCAUAACUACAUGAAGGUGUGAUGUUACAGUCUCACUGGCAUGAGACAUGUGCCUCCUCCAUUAUUAAUUUGCUAUAUAGUAAUGUCUGAAGAGCCAACAAUGACUGUAUGCUUUCCAGUGAAUUUCUCAGGAGAGAUUUUAGCUUGCAUAAUUCCAAAAGAAUUCAAAGCAUAACUAUCUGUUCCCUUUCUCUUUUGUUUUAAAUAUCCUUUUUAUUUAUCCCUUUGCUUAAUUUCUCUGCCUUUAUUUCUUCUCUUGCUUUGUAUUUUCAAAAUGCUGCUUGAAAGCAGGAAAAUGAGAUUUCUUUAUGCCUGGGCAAACACAUUUGUGGGUUACAGUAAACUUGUCCUUUCAGGUGUCAUGGAGGCCCCAUUAGGCAGUCAGGAUUUGUUUCACAGGCAAGGUCAUGUUUGCUUAUCAGAGAAUUACUUCUCCUGCUUUCUGGAUUUCUCCUAGUUCCCCAGGGUUCAGGAGAUCUUAACGGGUCAAGAAAUACUUUUAGCCCUUGGCCAGGAUAGGGAAUAGGGCAGAGUGGUAAGUCCUCCAUCUGUGUCUUCAAAGUAAUAAUCCUAAAUUCAGCAUCUUUUAGCAAAAUGGGAUAUAUUGGUUCCAUUGGGAGAGUGGUCUAUCAGCAGUGGUGAGAAGGUUGAGCCCCAGUGAGUAGCUCUUUGCAUAUUUAAUCAGACUUCGGUUCCUAACUCCAGUGCUUCGUUGCUAUUUGGGUAACUGUUGCAGUGGGAUGCACUCUGAAAUCCACGUGGUAAUUCAGAGGGCUUUUUGAUGGAUUGCACAAAAGAUUCAAAGUACUAUAAACCCUAGUAAAAAGACUGACUUGUUUGAAGCCCAUUUGACAUCAGGUGGAGUUAAUACAAGCAACUUGCAGUUGGCAGGUACUCUGGCAGAAUGUUUAGGGCAUCUCUUUUAUUCCCAUCUGUAAUUUAUGCUGGUUGCAUAGUAUCACAUCCAGGCGGGUUUUGGAUCUCUCCAGAGACAGAGACUCCACAACCUCUCUGGUCAGCCUGUUACAGUUUGUGCCUGCUGCCCAUUGUCCUUCACUGAGUACCACUGAAAAGAGACUGGCCUCGUCCUCCUGAUCCUCAUUCUUCAGCUGUUGAUCAUCACUGAUAUGAUCUCCUCUCAGUCUUCCCCAGGCUAAACAGCCCCAGGUCUCUCAGCCUUUCCUCCUCAGGUCGAUGCUUCAGUCCCUUAAUCAUCUUAGUAGCCUCCACUGGGCUCUCUCCAGUAGAUCCUUGUCUCUCUUGAGCCGAUGACCUCAGAACUAGACAUAGUACUCCAGAUGUGGAACACAUGCAGCAUGUGAAAUAUGUUCUACUAUUGUUUUACUAUCUGAGAACUGUGUAUGUGACUUCCCUGUCAAAUAUGAGAUUUUAGGUGGUAAAACUAACAUCUCCUAUGGAUCUCAACAGCAGUUGAGCCCACAGACUUUUCCUGCGGUACCAAAUUUGAGCUGGAUGAUGCUACAGAGCUGACAUACCUUUCUGGGUCUGGGAAUAAAUAGUUUGAUAUAAAA
Molecule: messenger RNA, 3232 nt
Organism: Pogoniulus pusillus (Red-fronted tinkerbird)
Lineage: Eukaryota; Metazoa; Chordata; Aves; Piciformes; Lybiidae
Gene: EEF1AKMT2
Product: EEF1A lysine methyltransferase 2
Exons: 6
Coding region: 110-1057 (315 amino acids)
Cellular component (GO): cytoplasm
Molecular function (GO): protein-lysine N-methyltransferase activity
Source: RefSeq, a predicted model, not a curated record